Messenger RNA from Phragmites australis (common reed), 1369 nucleotides. RefSeq names its product mitogen-activated protein kinase kinase 9-like. Bases 171 to 1172 code for a protein of 333 amino acids. NCBI's taxonomy places the organism in Eukaryota, Viridiplantae, Streptophyta, Magnoliopsida, Poales, Poaceae. Gene Ontology annotation, biological process: protein phosphorylation. Gene Ontology annotation, cellular component: cytoplasm. Gene Ontology annotation, molecular function: ATP binding; protein serine/threonine kinase activity. The record is from RefSeq and is a predicted model, not a curated record. The transcript has a single exon.
UGCAUCCACCGCACUCCACUCUCACCCGCCCGUCUCCGUCUCCAACUCCCACUCCAUAUAUACACUCCACCUCCCGCUCGUUAGUUGCUUACCUCCUCACCUCGCCCAACCCCAUCGGGCUCUCGGUGUCUCCUACUCCCCACCUCGCCCGCCUCGACUGCAAGAAACCGAUGGCCCUCGUCCGCCAGCGCCGCCAGCUGUCGCAUCUCACCCUCCCGCUCGACCACUUCGCCCUGUGCCUGCCGCCGCAGCCGCAGCCGCAGCCCGCCGCCGUGCCGUCCACCUCCGAUUCCCGCCUCUCCGACUACGAGAGGGUCUCCGUUCUUGGACACGGCAACGGCGGAACAGUAUACAAGGCGCGCCUCCGCCGGUCGGGGCAGCCGCUCGCGCUCAAGCUCUUCGCGGCCGGGGACCCUUCCGCGGCGCGGGAGACCGAGAUACUCAUGCUCGCUGCAGACGCGCCGCACGUCGUGCGCCUCCACGCCGUGGUCCCGUCCGCGUCGGCCGCCGCUGGGGAGGGGCCCGCGGCGCUAGCGCUGGAGCUCAUGGCCGGGGGCUCCCUCGCAGGCUUGCUCCGUCGGCUGGGCCGCCCGAUGGGGGAGCGCCCCAUUGCCGCCGUGGCGCGGCAGGCGCUCCUCGGUCUCUCGGCGCUCCACGCGCUGCGCAUCGUGCACCGCGACCUGAAGCCGUCGAACCUGCUCCUAGGCACCGCCGGCGAGGUCAAGAUCGCUGACUUCGGAGCGGGCAAGGUGCUGCGGCGGCGGCUUGACCCCUGCGCGUCCUACGUCGGCACGGCGGCGUACAUGUCCCCGGAGCGGUUCGACCCGGAGGCGUACUCCGGCGACUACGACCCCUACGCCGCCGACGUGUGGAGCCUCGGGGUGGCCAUCCUGGAGCUGUACCUGGGCCACUUCCCGCUCCUGCCCGAGGGGCAGCGCCCGGACUGGGCCGCGCUCAUGUGCGCCAUCUGCUUCGGCGAGGCGCCGGAGCCGCCGGCCGCGGCGUCGGAGGAGUUCCGGGACUUCGUGGCUCGGUGCCUCGAGAAGAAGGCCGGGCGGCGCGCUUCCGUGGCCGAGCUGCUGGAGCACCCGUUCGUCGCCGAGCGGGACGCGGCCGGCGCGCAGCAAGCACUCGCCGCGCUCGUCGCGGAGGCGGAGCUGGACGACCUGUAGCCAAACUGCCCGCCGGUCAUUAAUUAACUAGGGAGAUUUAGGAGAGCCAGAACGAGCUGAUGUGUACAUAAGUCACACCACGUGGACGAAUAACCUGUCAUACGUGGUGUUUUUCCUUUGACCUUUUGGUCAUGCGAGUGUUCCUUCGUUUUUUAGCUCAUUUCGCAAAUUGCAAGAGGCAAAUUUUGUGAAAUUCA